This is a messenger RNA of Anarrhichthys ocellatus (wolf-eel), 1450 nucleotides long. It is a transcript of the gene dimt1l, whose product is annotated as DIM1 dimethyladenosine transferase 1-like (S. cerevisiae). Gene Ontology annotation, cellular component: nucleolus. Gene Ontology annotation, molecular function: rRNA (adenine-N6,N6-)-dimethyltransferase activity. Gene Ontology annotation, biological process: rRNA methylation. The transcript has 12 exons. NCBI's taxonomy places the organism in Eukaryota, Metazoa, Chordata, Actinopteri, Perciformes, Anarhichadidae. Bases 86 to 1006 code for a protein of 306 amino acids. The record is from RefSeq and is a predicted model, not a curated record.
AGAAGAACGGGAGGCUGCACGUGUUUACUGCGGACAGACAAAUUUGGAUUUCUGAAUCUUCAGCUGGAAUAAAAAUCAAGUCAAAAUGCCUAAAGUCAGGGCGGAGAAGAAAAGCAGGCAGCACCAAGAGGUCAAAAACCAAGGGAUCAUGUUCAACACCGGCAUCGGUCAGCACAUCCUGAAGAACCCAUUGGUUGUCAAUGGGAUCAUUGAGAAGGCUGCCCUGAGGCCGACGGACGUGGUCCUGGAGGUGGGACCCGGUACUGGUAACAUGACCGUGAAGUUGUUAGAAAAAGCCAAGAAGGUGGUGGCUUGUGAGUUGGACGGCAGAUUAGUGGCUGAACUUCAGAAAAGAGUACAGUGCACACCCAUGCAGGCCAAACUUCAAAUAUUAGUUGGAGAUGUACUAAAGGCAGAUCUGCCUUUCUUUGACGUGUGUGUGGCUAAUUUACCUUACCAGAUUUCGUCGCCAUUUGUCUUCAAGCUCCUGCUGCAUCGACCUUUCUUCAGGUGUGCCGUGUUGAUGUUCCAGAGAGAGUUUGCCAUGCGACUUGUCGCCCCACCUGGAGACAAGCUGUACUGCCGACUGUCCAUCAACACUCAACUACUGGCUCGUGUCGACCAUCUCAUGAAGGUGGGGAAGAAUAAUUUCCGUCCUCCUCCAAAAGUGGAGUCAAGUGUCGUCCGGAUAGAACCGAAGAAUCCUCCUCCUCCAGUUAACUUCCAGGAGUGGGAUGGCCUGGUCAGAAUAGCCUUUGUAAGGAAAAACAAAACCCUCAAUGCAGCUUUCAAGUCCACUGCGGUAGAACAGCUGCUGGAAAAGAACUACAGAAUUCACUGCUCUGUGAACAAUGUGGAAGUGCCAGCAGACUUCAGCAUCACCAAGAAGAUAGAGAGCGUUCUGGAGGAGGUUGAAUUCAGUGUGAAGAGAGCCCGGUCCAUGGACAUCGAUGACUUCAUGGUGCUGCUUCAUGCAUUCAACUCUGCAGGGAUCCACUUCUGUUAAAGGGCAGAGCGAUGGAGAACAGUGCUGUGCCUGGCAUGUCCUGUCUUUAUGAUGAUGGGGGGGGGGGGGGUGUUAGUGGUCAGACGAGUGGAAGGAAAUGGAUCGUCUGACUUAUCUUUUGUCCUCUGGAGCUUUGUUGAAAUAGUUGGAAGAAAUGUACAAAGAGUAAUGGAAGACACAUUUAAAGAGCUCAUAUUGAGUGUGUAUUUUACCCUGAUGAGUAUAGAUGUCCCUGAGCAUGCACGGGCAGCUUUUGGCAAAUGAAAUCUUAAAAGCCCUCUUGGUUGUGCCUGCCAGUGUGUCUGCAUUCAUCAUUCAUUGACAAAUGAUCUGUAAUGGGGAAUUAUUCUAAGAUCAAAGCAAUCUACAGUUAAUGUCUGACCUUGUGAUAAUGCUAGAUUUUUUAAAAGUGUCUCCUUAAAAAAUAAAUUCAAAUUGUGCAGA